AUGGAUGAUACAGUAUUAAAGAAAUUUGAAAUUACUGAAGAGGAGUUGGCCAAAAUGAAGGAAAAGUAUUGGAUUAUAGCAGGAACAAGUACUUCAAGAACAACAAAUUCAAUAAGCAAUAUUUAUAAUAAUGAAAUAAUUACAAAUCCAGAUGGUGCAAGGAAUUAUACAUUUCUCCAAUCCCAAGCAUGUGUACAAAGAAUGCGUCAUUGUCGACGUCCACCAAACCCAGACACAAUUGAAGAGUUGGCAGGUAUUCUGAAUGAACAUAUGGCAUAUGCAUCAACCUUGCAGCAUCCACCUUCACGGUUUUUUCAACAACUAUUUGAAGCUGAGGGAGAAACUGUUGGAUUAGUAUUUUUUAAUUUAGAUGCCAUCGGAAAAUAUAAAAAUGAGCUUUUAUCUGUCAGAGUUGCAGGAAUUGAUGGAACCUUUAAAACGGUACCAAAACGUCCUUCUCAGUUUACUAAUGGUUGCCUUUUGACCUUUCAUGUACUUUUUUAUAAUGUUUCUUUUCCAAUGGUAUAUGCUCUCACAUCAAAAAUGAGGAAAGCUACAUAUGAAUCGUUCUUCCAUAUUGUUUUGAGAAUUUUGCCAUUAAAUUACGCUCAACUGACUAUAGUUACAGACUAUGAAAGAGGCUUGAUGAAUGCUGUAAGAAGAAUUUUUAACGAAAGCAAUCUGCAGGGUUGUUGGUUUCACUUCUGCCUGCAAGAUGUUAUUCGAUACUGCCAAAGAACCUUAAGUAGUGUUUUUCACUUGUUUCAAAAUAGUCCAGAAGCCAAUCGAGUAUUAAAAAUGGUAUUGGCAUUACCUCAUCUAACAGCAGAAGAACACCCUUCCACAUUUUUUACACUCAUAAGACUGCAUAGACCCUGCAGCGAUAUGUAA
Macrosiphum euphorbiae (potato aphid) is the source of this 891-nucleotide messenger RNA. Lineage: Eukaryota; Metazoa; Arthropoda; Insecta; Hemiptera; Aphididae. The record is from the annotation of a GenBank genome assembly.